Cryptomeria japonica (Japanese cedar) is the source of this 2627-nucleotide messenger RNA. RefSeq names its product pentatricopeptide repeat-containing protein At2g36240. The record is from RefSeq and is a predicted model, not a curated record. The transcript is spliced from 3 exons. Gene Ontology annotation, molecular function: protein binding. NCBI's taxonomy places the organism in Eukaryota, Viridiplantae, Streptophyta, Pinopsida, Cupressales, Cupressaceae. Bases 147 to 1592 code for a protein of 481 amino acids.
AUCUCGACAUAAAAUGACAUUCCUUGCGAUUUUCAAAAUUUGCAAAAUACAAGAUCAACAUGAAAUAUUCAUCCCCAUUACUGUAAAAAUGGAAAAAAAAAAUGAUAGAUUAGCCCAUUCCGUUCUCCUCUCACGUUCCCGCAUCCAUGAUCGCAACAAAGCGCCCUUUUCUUCUGCUCAUUACUUCCUGCAAAAGUUCGUUAAUAAUUCCAUCAUUCUCCACAUUACCUACGUCAAAACCUUCAUACUUCACCCCUUUUUCGGAACCUCAGGAUGAAAAUGAUGCCCUUUUCAAAUUCUUCAGAGCCCAUCUGCGCCCCCACUUCACACCCAAUGAUCUCCUGAGAGUCCUGAAAAAAAUGCAGUUCCAUCCACAUUACAAAACCUAUAUUCCAGAAGUUUUCAGCUGGGCCAGCAAUAAGGAAGGUUUCAGGCACGACCACACGACAUACGAGUGGACGAUAAGAACCUUGGCGUCGCAGGAUCGAUUCCCACAGAUGCAAGACAUCCUUGCCCACAUGGCCAAGUCACCGUGCCCGUGCUCCCCAGGUAUUUUUGCGUGCCCCAGGAUAGAGCCCAUUUAUAUAUCUGUAAUUAAUUCUUAUUCUAGGGUUUGUAAGAUGGAAGAAGCUAUCCAGACCUUCGAGAAAAUGAAGAAAUUAAUUGAUGGGAAGGCCCCCGUAGUGGCGUGCAAUAUUAUCUUAAAUGGGUUUGGGAAACUAGGGCAAGCAGAGGAUGCAUUUCGAUUUUAUGAGGAUAUGAUUAGGUCUAGGGUUUUGCCGGAUGUUUAUACUUUUAAUAUAUUGAUUAAUUUGGUCUGUAGGGUUGGGGAUGUGGAAAGUGGUUUUAGGGUUUUGAAGGAGAUGAGAGCCCGGGGUUGUAGGGCUAACGUUGUGAGUUAUAAUACGCUUAUUAGGGGAUUGUGUAAGAGGAAGAGGGUAAAAGAGGGGAUUGAAUUGUGUUAUGAGAUGGUUGGUUUGGGUUGUGUACCUUCAGUUGCAACGUAUGGUAUUGUGUUUGAGAGCUUAAUUGAGAAGGGGGAGCCACAGGCUGCGGUUGGGUUGGUGAAGGAGUUUUUGAGACGAGGAGUUGUACCGGUGGGGCUUGAUUACUUUAAUCUUGUGGAGGCUCUCUGUAAGAAUGGAAAGGUGGAGAGUGCUCUGGAGGUUGUAAGUGGAUUGUGGGAUGCAGGCUGUGUGCCAAGCGUUGUUGCUGGCACAACGUUGUUGGAUGGUCUUUGUAAAGCAAGUAAGGUGGAAGAGGCAUUGACUGUGUUGAGGAGAAUGUUGGAGUGUGAUAUUCUUCCUGAUGGAGUUACGUGGAAUUUAGUGUUGGAAUUAUUGUGCAACAUGGGUCGAGUGGCUGAGGCUGAGGAGCUUAGGCUGUUGGCAAUGAGUAAAGGAUGGAACUGUGAUGCAGUCACGUACAAUAUACUGUUGGAUGGUUUUUGCAAGCAAGGGAGGGUGAAUGAGGGUACCAACCUUGUCAAUGAGAUGCUGGACAAGGAUUUUAUUCAUGAUCUUGGUAUGUACAACAGGCUCAUGGAUAGACUGAACAAACCCAGGAAGAUUGUGGGUAAAAGAAAGGUUUAAGAUUGAUUCGGACAAUUGCCCAAUCCCUGUGUCUUUGAAGCAAUUUACUGUUAGAGAAGAUGAUGAUCCAAUCGCCACACUUUCUUACUGUACAAAGUGCUCCAGGUGCAUGGUGAAAUGAUACUAAUGUUUCAUAGAGAUGUUUGAAUCAAGAUUUCAUUUGCUGCUAGGACCAUUUUGGAGAAACUUAACCGAAAUGUCUGCAAGCCACCUUUCAACAAGGCAUAAUCUGAAUUCUUCAUAAAGGAUGGGUAACCAAAGCAUGAAACUAAAUUGCAUAUCAUACGUGGCUGGUGUUUUUAAGUUCAGACAUCGGAAUUUGAUUCAAGAAUUUUUUAUCAAUAUACAGAUGAUUUGAGGCCAUUGUUUUACAAAACAGGAUACUUCAGCUAGAGGGACUUCUAUAUACCGUUCUUAAUCGAAUUGAUGGCUGCACAAUCAAAACUGAAGCUAUGAAACAUCUGAAAUUGUGGAGUCAACCCUGUUCAUCCAUGCAAUAUGCAAUGUACUGUGCUUCAAAUUGGUUAGCAUUGUGGAAUGACAAUGGAAUGACCUGAUCUUGGAAAGCAACCAUAUCCAUUCUGUCUGCACCAUCAACAUCGAUGAGAGAGGUCUGUACCUUCAGCUGUUUUGUGAAGCACUUCCUAGAAAAUUUAAUGUCUCUAUAUAGUGCUCAUUGUCCUGAAAUGAGCCCAUUAGCCCCUGUACAAUAAAAAUGAUGCUGUUUGGCUUAUGGCUAUUCCUCUUAACAAUGUCCAACUGACACACUCUUUGAAAUAGUCAUUAAUUGUACUAAGGCAGUUGUCUGCAUGCUUCUGUUUGUUUACACACUGUGUCGGGUCUAAUUCUUUGCUUGACAAGGUCAAUGGAUCGAGGGGAGGAGAUGUGUCCAUGUGGAACUUUGGCUUAUAGAAUAGUUAAUCUCUCAACUUGCAACACGCAUUUAUUUUUCUGAACUGCUAUUGACUGUAAAAACAAAAUCUGCAGUUGUCUUCUCUGCAUACGAUGAAACAUUCUUACUUAGACUCUUCUCAA